AUGGACACUGUUCUUGCCAGGUUGCUGCUCACGGUCGGCCAUGAUGCUGUUUUGCGCGUUGCAGUUGUUGCUCUGAUCGCUGCAAAGCAGCAGGCAUUAUUCAAAAUUAACGCGACGGAGGACUUGACCGGUCCAAUCACCUCGUUUGACACGAGUCUGGUCACAAUGUCUGACAAUAGUUUGACCAAUGCCGAUAUGAACGGCAACAAACGGAAACGCGAAGAUGAAGACAGCGUCGGACCUGACCCUCAGCGUUUGGCGACUUCCCACGGCAGCGCCAACGGCAACAUCCCUGGCCUGACGAGUCCUACUGACACACAAGCGUUUACCCACUCGGCACUGGGACACUAUGACGGCUCAACGUCCGAUCUCAAUAUUGACGAACAGCUGCUCACCCAUGUCGCGCAAUCGAACGGCAUGCCAGAUGACAAUACAUUGACUGCGAAUGCAAAGGCGGCUCUUGCUGCAAAUCCACAAAACAAGUACCCCACCGGCCCCGAUGGAGGGUUUGAUGGCCAGAUUUCACAUGGCCUCCCAUUUGCCGAUCAGCUCGCACACGCUACUGGCGGGCUUACUUCACAUGGACCACAUGAGUCAACGGCGGCGGCAGUUUACGCGGCCCGCGAGGCUCAGAGUAUGACUACGAAGCCGACUGUCGGAUCGCCUGAAUGGCAUGCUCUACGCAAGAACAACCACAAAGAAGUCGAACGUCGUCGUCGUGAGACCAUUAACGAAGGCAUAAAUCAAAUAGCCCAGCUGGUGCCUAAUUGCGACAAGAACAAAGGAGCCAUCCUUCAGCGCGCCAUAGAGUACAUCUCCCAACUUCAUGAAGAGAAGAAACAAAUGAACACGCGCUGGGAACACACAAAUCUCACUACACAACAAGCCCUCGCCGAGAUCAACACACAGAAUGCCAAAUGGAAAGCAGAAGCCAACCGACGAGGCGACAUUGCACUGAAAUGGAUCCAGCGUUGUCGAGAGGCGAACCUCAAAUUUGACGAUUAUGACGACGAAAAAGAUCUAGGUCAACUGGACACCGAUCAUACUCAGAAUAUUUGA
Messenger RNA from Talaromyces marneffei, 1059 nucleotides. RefSeq lists its product as uncharacterized. Gene Ontology annotation, cellular component: nucleus. Bases 1 to 1059 code for a protein of 352 amino acids. The record is from RefSeq and is a predicted model, not a curated record. The transcript is spliced from 4 exons. Gene Ontology annotation, molecular function: DNA-binding transcription factor activity; protein dimerization activity. Lineage: Eukaryota; Fungi; Ascomycota; Eurotiomycetes; Eurotiales; Trichocomaceae.